This is a messenger RNA of Cryphonectria parasitica EP155, 192 nucleotides long. RefSeq lists its product as uncharacterized. The annotation marks the transcript as partial. The record is from RefSeq and is a predicted model, not a curated record. The transcript has a single exon. NCBI's taxonomy places the organism in Eukaryota, Fungi, Ascomycota, Sordariomycetes, Diaporthales, Cryphonectriaceae.
CCCAGCGCGCAUACUCAGGAUAUUAAGAAUAUAUUUGAUUCUUUUGAAAGCUUCGAGAAAGCUCUCAAGAAAAUCUUUAGUAAUCCCAAUAAAGAAUACAUUACAGCUCAGCAGCUUAUAAAUCUCAAGCAGAUUAAAUCAGCUUUUGCUUAUAUAAUUAGAUUCAAGCAGCUCUUGAUAAGACUUCUAUAG